Euleptes europaea (tarantolino) is the source of this 1284-nucleotide messenger RNA. RefSeq names its product actin-related protein 2-like. Gene Ontology annotation, molecular function: actin filament binding. Bases 20 to 1204 code for a protein of 394 amino acids. The record is from RefSeq and is a predicted model, not a curated record. The transcript is spliced from 9 exons. Gene Ontology annotation, biological process: Arp2/3 complex-mediated actin nucleation. Gene Ontology annotation, cellular component: actin cortical patch; Arp2/3 protein complex. NCBI's taxonomy places the organism in Eukaryota, Metazoa, Chordata, Lepidosauria, Squamata, Sphaerodactylidae.
CGGCGGCACCACCUCCACCAUGGACAGCCAGGGCCGCCGCGUGGUGGUCUGCGACAACGGCACCGGGUUUGUUAAAUGUGGCUAUGCUGGCUCAAAUUUCCCCGAACAUAUCUUCCCAGCCCUGGUGGGACGUCCCAUCAUCCGUUCCACUACCAAAGUUGGGAACAUUGAGAUCAAGGACCUGAUGGUGGGGGACGAGGCCAGCGAACUGCGCUCCAUGUUGGAGGUGAACUACCCAAUGGAGAACGGGAUUGUGCGCAACUGGGACGACAUGAAGUACUUAUGGGACUACACCUUUGGGCCUGAGAAACUCAAUGUUGACCCCCGCAACUGCAAGAUCCUGCUCACUGAGCCCCCCAUGAACCCCAUCAAGAACCGGGAGAAGAUAAUUGAGGUGAUGUUUGAGACCUACCAGUUUGAGGGAGUUUAUAUAGCUAUCCAAGCAGUGUUGACUCUCUAUGCCCAGGGUCUCCUCACCGGUGUGGUGGUGGACUCAGGGGAUGGUGUGACGCACAUCUGCCCGGUUUACGAGGGCUUCUCCUUGCCCCACCUCACCCGCCGGCUGGACAUUGCAGGACGUGACAUCACACGCUACCUCAUCAAGCUCUUGCUAUUGCGUGGUUAUGCCUUCAACCACUCAGCUGACUUCGAGACAGUGCGGAUGAUGAAGGAGAAGCUCUGUUAUGUCGGCUACAAUAUUGACCAGGAACAGAAGCUGGCGCAAGAGACCACGGUGCUAGUGGAAUCCUACACGCUCCCAGAUGGGCGAGUGAUUAAAGUGGGGGGAGAGCGCUUUGAGGCCCCGGAGGCCUUGUUCCAGCCCCAUCUCAUCAACGUGGAGGGUGUGGGCGUGGCCGAGCUCCUCUUCAGCACCAUCCAGGCAGCCGACAUUGACACCCGAGCCGAGUUCUACAAACACAUUGUGCUUUCGGGCGGUUCCACCAUGUAUCCUGGGCUGCCGUCUCGGCUGGAGCGCGAGAUCAAGCAGCUGUAUCUGGAGCGGGUGCUGAAGGGUGACGUGGAAAAGUUGUCGAAAUUCAAGAUUCGCAUUGAGGACCCACCCCGGCGGAAGCACAUGGUGUUUUUAGGUGGGGCGGUCCUCGCCGACAUCAUGAAAGACAAAGACAACUUCUGGCUGCGACGGGAUGAGUACCUGGAGAAAGGAACCCGGAUCUUGGAGAAGCUGGGGGUGACGGUGCGAUAGGAACCCCGUCUUUUCCUCCUUGCCUUCAUGCAUCGCUGUUCCCCUCGUGUCCUUGGUUCCUUCUACUGUUGAGCCCAAUG